Molecule: messenger RNA, 1260 nt
Organism: Boeremia exigua
Lineage: Eukaryota; Fungi; Ascomycota; Dothideomycetes; Pleosporales; Didymellaceae
Product: Rieske [2Fe-2S] iron-sulfur domain-containing protein
Exons: 2
Coding region: 1-1260 (419 amino acids)
Molecular function (GO): iron ion binding; 2 iron, 2 sulfur cluster binding
Source: RefSeq, a predicted model, not a curated record
AUGGUUGGAUCCUUCCUGAGCUACAUCGGGCUUGGUGGUGCUGCUGCCCCAACGUCUCCACCAGCAGAGAAUGGAGCCGUUCGUGCCCUGCCAGGGAACUGGUACACAUCAGAGGAGAUGUACCAACUGGAGCGACGUGCCAUUUUCUCUCGCCGAUGGUUGAUUCUUACACACAAGUCACGUCUUCAGAAGCCUGGUGAUUGGCUCCGCUACAACUGUGCCAACUACGACUUCGUCGUAUCCAAGGACCGCAACGGCGAGAUUCACGCUUUCCACAAUGUUUGCAGACACCGCGCAUACCCUGUUGUUGAGCAGGACCAGGGUAACUCCAAGAUUCUCUCGUGCAAGUACCAUGGAUGGUCAUAUGGACUCAACGGCAAGCUGGCAAAGGCCCCCGGCUACCAGGAGCUUGACAGCUUCGACAAGGCCAAGAAUGGACUCUUCCCCAUUCACGUGCACAUGGAUCCCAACGGCUUUAUCUAUGUCAACAUGGACUCAAACAAGGUUCCGGAGGUCUCGUGGGACGAGCAAUUUGAGGGUACCGAUCAGCAGGAGCGGUUCAAGCAAUUCAACUUCGAUGAUUUUGACUACGACCACUCCUACACCUUAGAAGGUGACUUCAACUGGAAGAUUCUUGCGGACAACUUCAACGAAUGCUAUCACUGCAAGACAACACACCCCGAUCUGCCUGCUAUCGCCAACCUGGAGACAUACGAUGUCCAGUGUUCGGCGGAUCACAUCGAUCAUGAUCCUAAGAGCAACCCAGACCAGGUCCAGCAAGGUCUUAACAUCUGCUCCACAUAUCUCUUCCCUUAUUCCUCUUACACAGUCAGCCCUCACUUCAUGUUCAUGCAGAAGUUCAUGCCCACUGGCCCCAACCAUUGCGUCAUGUACUACGAAGUCUGGAAGAACCGCAACAGCACGCGUGAGGAGUUCGACCGUCUCAACAUUGUCUACAAGCGUGUCAUGGCGGAGGACAAGGUUCUCUGCGAGCGUGCACAGAAGAACAUCAAUGCCGGAGUCUUCAUCAACGGGGAGCUGCACCCACACAUGGAGAAGGGUCCCCUUUUCUUCCAGAAGCGUUGCCGUGAGAUCGUCAUGGAGCACGCAAAGCGAGAGAAGGCGGCUGGCAAGCAGAUCUGGCCAGCCAAACAGGCACUAGAGAAGGACGGCAAUUCGGCGAUCAGCAACGAAGAUGUUGACUUCUGCGAGGGGCUGGCGUGUGGUAACGAUAACGACAAGAGCGAGCUGGCUUGGUAA